Molecule: messenger RNA, 2561 nt
Organism: Chironomus riparius
Lineage: Eukaryota; Metazoa; Arthropoda; Insecta; Diptera; Chironomidae
Source: the annotation of a GenBank genome assembly
AAAAUAAUGAAAUCUUUAAAUAUAUUAAUUUAAACCCUUAACUACAUUAUUUGCAUUUAAGAAACAAUAUUUUAUAGUAAGUCACAAAGUGUUUUUGAUAUUUUUAAUAAGGAAAACUAUACAGUCAAAUCUCAUUAAACCAAAAUGUCAUACAAUCGGCAUGGAUAUACGCAAGGAAAUGACUACCAACAGAGUACAUCACAAGGAUACAGUUAUGGUUAUCCACAACAGGGAUGGUAUGGCGAUCAGGGUUUUACAGAUCAAAUGCCACAGCAAUAUAACUAUAAUGGAUAUAGCAACACAGACUAUACGAAACAGCAAAAGUUUCAAAAUCGACAGAAUUACAAUAAUUAUCAACAAUAUCCAGUAAGUAACCAAAUGAAUAGUUCCGCAUAUCCUCAACAUCAACAGCAGCAACAACAGUUUAAUAACAACUAUCAAAAAUGGGGUAAUCGGAAUAAAAGAUCACAUGAAUAUGUUGAACAAUCAUCACUUACGGCUAGUCCAGAGCCUAAACGACAAGUCCCGAAGAAAAACUUUUAUCAAAAUCCAAACAUGCAACCACCUCAAUAUAGUCAAACAUUUCCACAUGCUGCUUAUCAGACACCAAAUACUCAAAAUUUGGUGACGCCAAAAUUCAAUAAAGGAAAUUUAAAUAAGAAGAAGUCAAACGCAAUAAGUCCAAUAGUUGUAAUUCAGGAACAAAGAUCAACAGAGUGGGCUGAAAUAUUCAAAGAGACGAUGACAUUGCUUAAUGGAUGUAAAGCAGGCGAGGAAGUGAAUAUCCUUAUAUCAUAUUUACAACCACCAAGAUCAGCUUGGGUUAAAACUAAGGAGCAGAUUUACAAUGACUUAAUGAAUUUGAUGGCACCUUUAAAUGUUGAAAAAUUGCUAGUUUUUGGAUCCACAUUAACCGGUCUCGACUUUCAUGGAAGUGAUUUAGAUUAUUAUGUAAAAUUAAAGACAACGCCAUCACAUAACGAUGAAAUUAGACAAUUAAUUGGUAGAGCAGCAAAGUUGACAAGAUAUUCACAAGGUAAGGAGUUUCAAAUCAUUUGCAUGAUACAGAAUGCAAGAGUUCCAAUCAUACGACUUCUUCACAAAUCAACUAAAAUCACAUGUGAUGUAAAUUUUUCAUCUAAAUUUGGCUACUAUAAUUCAUACUUCAUCGGACAUGUACUCGGCUAUGAUAGACGAAUUAAAGAAUUAGCUGUCAUCCUCAAAUUAUGGUCAAAAACACAAAAGCUAGCACAGCAAUUGAUAAUAAGCAAUUACUGCUUAAUGAUGCUGAUGAUAUUCUAUCUACAAAAUGCCGAGAAUCCCUUACUGGACACGAUCAUUAAUAAUCAACGAUCAAGAAGUCCGUUGAUACUGGAUACAAAAUACAAGUGGAAUUUUUAUUUUAACGACACCAUCAACAAUACUAAAAAUAAUAAAUUAUCAUUAAGAGAGCUUCUUUGUGGCUUCUUUGAGUUUUAUGAUAAAAUCAAUUACAAUGAAUAUGUUGUGUCACUUUAUACUGGAAAUUUAAUUCCCAGAAAAUCAUUUGACAACAACACAGAUUUGCAAGACUACAGAAACACUGUUAAGACACACAAUUUGACGGCACUUAAAGCAGACAGUCCUGGAAUGUUUGUGGUCCAGGAUGGAUUCGAGUUGAACCUUAAUAUAGGCAUUAAAAAUAAGAAGCACUCAGAAAUGUUCUUUGAGUUGAUCAAGUUGUCGUCUAAGAAAAGUGAGGAACUAAAGGAUAAACCUUUUGCAGAACUUCUGAUAAAACUAUUUACUGACAUCAAAUUAAUUAAAACUGAGAACGAGAAUCGCGGUAAGAAUAAGAAAAAGUUCCAGAUGACAAUACAUGCUACAGCUGGAGAUUUAAAAGCAUGUCAAGACAUUCUACUGAAUGAGAAUCCUUCAAAAUUUUACAGUGUUGAGGAACAACAGACGCUUUUCUAUGAACUUGUUGUGGAAUAUAGCCAAAAGUUUCUUAAAGAACACUAUCUAUGUACAGUUAUACCUGAAUUAUCAGAGGAUCAAUCAAAUUCAAAUUUGAUGCAAUCAAGACUUCGUGUAAUUUUACAGUACGACACAAUAAAUGGACGCAAAAAGAUGAGUUUUAAGGAUGAUGAAACUAUUGAAGUGGAGAAAACAUUAUCAAGUAAGAUGCUUGAGAAGAAAAUAAAUUUAGACUUGGACUGCUUAAUGGUAAUUUCGACAAAGGAUAAAGGCAAGACUAUCGAUUUUGAUAUGUUCGAUAGCAGUAAUGUCACCAAGAAGUCAUCAUUAUUAAGUUUCGGAAACUAUUUCUCGAUUAAUAUUUUAACAGCACUUAAGUUUUAUCUGAAAAAGAAAUGGGAUAUGGUAACUGUACCUAAUUAGUGAUCAUUAUAUUCAACUAAUCAAUCAUUUGUGACGUCUAGCACUAUAGGUAGGUCUGCAACUGUUACAGAUCUUAGUUAUUGUAUAGAUGUGAUUUUUAAUAACUUUAGCCUUAAAUUCAACUUAAUCAUGUUAAACUUUCUGGACAUUACAAUAACUGUUUAUCCUUUAAAUGAUAAAAC